Molecule: messenger RNA, 6920 nt
Organism: Phyllopteryx taeniolatus (common seadragon)
Lineage: Eukaryota; Metazoa; Chordata; Actinopteri; Syngnathiformes; Syngnathidae
Product: afadin-like
Biological process (GO): regulation of protein localization; signal transduction
Cellular component (GO): adherens junction
Molecular function (GO): cell adhesion molecule binding
Source: RefSeq, a predicted model, not a curated record
CACUGGGGCUGGCCAAGCUGAAACCGAGCACAGUGCACUCGCUCAAACACACACACACACGCAGGUCGCGGCGAGGCACAGACAAGAAGACGCACUCGGACUUACAAGCACUCGGCGACGAAAAACGUCGGCGCCUGGAGCAGCUUCCCCGCCUGUUGGACUAACCUGUUUUUAUUUUUGAAAUAUAUACAAAUAUAUAAGGGGGGUUGGGACAGACGGUGCACCAUGUCGGGCAACAGGGAGGAGGAGAGGAGGAAACUGGCCGACAUCAUCAACCACUGGAACGCCAACCGGCUCGACCUGUUCGAGAUCAGCCGGCCCACAGAGGACCUCGAGUUCCAUGGUGUGAUGCGCUUCUACUUCCAAGACCGGAUGGCCGGCAACUUUGCCACCAAGUGCAUCCGCGUGUCCAGCACGGCGACCACUCAGGACGUCAUUGAGACACUGGCCGAGAAGUUCCGGCCCGACAUGAGGAUGCUGUCAUCGCCGCGAUACUCCCUGUAUGAGGUCCACGUCAGCGGCGAAGAGCGCCAGCUUGACCUGGAUGAGAAGCCGCUGGUCGUUCAGCUCAACUGGAAUAAAGACGACAGAGAAGGACGAUUUGUCCUCAAGAAUGAGAACGACAUCCUGCCCAAGAAGAGUCAGAGCAAUGGGCCCGAGAAGGAGAAGGACGGCGUGAUCCAGAACUUCAAACGGACAUUGUCUAAGAAAGAGAAGAAGAAGGAGAAGAAGCGGGAGAAGGAGUUCACUCGGAUAACGGACGGCGACGAGCAGAUGGCAAAUCGUGACGAUGGGGAGAACAGUCGUCUGGCUGCAGAGGUGUACAAGGACAUGCCCGAGACCAGCUUCACCAGGACCAUCUCCAACCCGGAGGUGGUGAUGAAGAGGCGGCGGCAGCAGAAGCUGGAGAAGCGCAUGCAGGAAUUCAUGAGCAGUGACGGGCGGCCGGACUCUGGGGGGACGUUACGGAUCUACGCCGACAGCCUGAAGCCCAACAUCCCCUAUAAGACCAUCCUGCUCUCCACUAGGGACACGGCCGACUUUGCGGUUGUAGAAGCGUUGGAGAAGUACGGGCUGGAGAAGGAGAACCCCCGAGAAUACUGCAUUGCCCGGCAAGACGACAAGUCUGGCAAGGAGGUGAUCCUGGACGAUGGCGAGUGUCCUCUGCAGAUUUUUAGGGACUGUCCUGCUGACAGAGGGGCAUUGGUGUUCCAGCUAAAGAAGAGACCGCCCGACUACCAGGUGAGGAAGAUGAGGAAAGCAGAUGACAAAGGCCUGCAAGGGAAGGAUGGCUCCGGGUCCUUGCCGCCGGAAAAACUGCCUUACCUAGUGGAGCUGAGUCCGGGGCGAGGGAAUCACUAUGCCUACUACUCCUAUCGGCAUCAUGAAGAUGGGUCCGACUCGCGGGACAAACCCAAGCUGUACCGCCUCCAACGCAGCAUCACAGAGGUGGGCUCGGACUGCACAGAGGACGGGGCCAUCCAGCUUCUGGGCCCGGGCGUGCUCCCUCACCACUGCAACCUUACGCACAGCGAGGGCCUGGUGACGGUGACGCCGCACGGCCCCGAUGCCGACACCUUCGUGGACGGCCAGCGCAUCAGCGAGACGGCCGUGCUGCGCUCGGGGGCCACGCUCCAGUUCGGAUCGGCUCACGUCUUCAAAUUCGUCGACCCACUCUACGACCAGGGUGCCAAAAGGGAGCCGACUGCCAUGAUGCGGACCAGGCACAAAUCUGGCAGCGUUCCCGAAACCACCUUUGAUCUUCAGGGGGACAUCCACAGCGGGGCCGCCAUGCCCACCAGCAAGAGCUCAGGGAAGCUGGAGAUGGAGCGCGGGAUGGUGAAGCCCAUGAUCCGAAGCGAGCUGCAGGACAGCCGGACUCAGGACGGCUCGGCCGAACGGCCCGAGUUGACUCUGCCAGCCAGCAUCGAGUUCAGAGAAAAUUCCGAAGACACGUUCCUGUCGGCCAUUAUCAACUACACCAACAGCUCGACGGUGCACUUCAAGCUGUCCCCCACGUAUGUUCUGUACAUGACGUGCCGCUACGUGCUGUCGCCCACCUACCGGCCCGACAUUUCGCCCUCGGAGCGGACGCACAAAGUCAUCGCCAUCGUCAAUAAGAUGGUGAGCAUGAUGGAGGGCGUCAUCCAGAAGCAGAAGAACAUUGCGGGUGCGCUGGCCUUUUGGAUGGCCAAUGCCUCGGAGCUGCUUAACUUCAUCAAGCAGGAUCGUGACUUAAGCCGCGUCACGCUGGACGCCCAGGAUGUCCUCGCCCACCUCGUCCAGAUGGCCUUCAAGUACCUGGUCCAUUGCCUGCAGGCCGACCUCAACAACUACAUGGCUGCCUUCCUAGAUGACCCAGAGGAACACAAUCCCCAGAGACCCAAGAUAGAGGACGUCCUGCAUACGUUGACGGGCGCCAUGUCGCUGCUGCGGCGGUGUCGCGUCAACGCGGCGCUGACCAUCCAGCUCUUCUCGCAGCUCUUCCACUUCAUCAACAUGUGGCUCUUCAACAAGCUGGUGACGGACAGCGAGUCGGGCCUGUGCUGCCACUACUGGGGCGCCAUCCUGCGCCAGCAGCUCAGCCACAUUGAGGCUUGGGCCGAGAAGCAGGGCCUGGAACUGGCCGCCGACUGCCACCUGAGUCGCAUUGUGCAGGCCACCACCCUGCUGACCAUGGACAAAUACUCCAUGCAAGACGUCCAGAACAUCCACAGCACUUGCUUCAAGCUCAACUCCCUGCAGCUCCACGCACUCAUGACCAACUACCACUGUGCUCCCGAUGAGCCUUACAUUCCGCCCGAGCUGAUCGACCACGUGGUGGCAGUGGCGGAGAACACGGCGGACGAGCUGGCGCGUAGUGAUGGCCGUGAGGUGCAGCUGGAGGAGGACCCCGACCUGCAACUGCCCUUCCUGCUGCCCGAGGACGGAUACUCGUGCGACGUGGUGCGCAGCAUGCCCAAUGGCCUGCAAGACUUCCUCGACCCGCUGCUGCAGCGAGGCUUCUGCCGGCUGACACCCCACCCUCGUUCGCCCGGAACGUGGACGGUCCACUUCGAAGGGGCCAACUGCGACAGCCACUUCUCUGCUGUUGACAACUCUGACAUGCCAAUGAGGAAGGAGCCGGAGGUGGUGACUGUGACGCUGAAGAAGCACAAUGGCAUGGGGCUCAGCAUCGUGGCCGCCAAGGGUGCGGGCCAGGAGAAACUGGGCAUCUACAUCAAAUCGGUGGUCAAAGGAGGAGCCGCCGACAUGGAUGGGCGUCUGGCAGCCGGCGACCAGCUGCUGAGUGUGGACGGGCGCAGCCUGGUGGGCCUGUCGCAAGAGAGGGCGGCCGAGCUGAUGACCAGGACGGGAUCUGUGGUGACCUUGGAGGUGGCUAAGCAGGGAGCCAUAUACCACGGCCUGGCUACACUCCUCAACCAGCCCAGCCCCAUGAUGCCUCGAGCCUCAGACCGUGGCCGUGAGAAAAACGGUAAAAUGCGUCCGAAGAGUGAAGGCUUCGAGCUGUACAACAGCUCGGUACAGAAUGGCUCCCCAGAGAGUCCGCAGUCCGUCUGGGACUCUUACCCCGAACCAAAGAAGAUGAGCGGGGAGGACCGGCUCCUCAAGAACCGUGCUGACCACCGCUCCAGUCCCAACGUGGCCAAUCAGGGCCAGAAUCCUGCAGGCAAGCCAGUGUAUCCCGCCGGUCCCGGCACCAAGAUCACGUCCGUUUCCACCGGCAACCUGUGCGCUGACGAUGAGCCUUCGCCCCAGUGUCCAGAGGCGUAUCCCAUCCCCACGCAAACCUACGCCAGGGAGUACUUCACCAUUCCAGCAUCCAAGAGCCAAGAUCGCGUGGUGGGUCCCGGGCCAGUAUCCUCGCAGCACUGGCGCGCCAUGGAGGACAGAGAACGGCUUCCCUCGGUGGACAACAUCCAUAACAGCAUCCAGCGCGUCAACCACUCCCAGGAGGACAUGUACUCUGCACCUGGGGUUCUGAGGCCAGAUGAGCGUAUGCAGCAGCACUACCAACAGGAGUACCAACACCGAGACCUGGACUACCAGCACAGAGAUCUGGACUACCAGAGGGGACCUCCAGUUGUUGCCGGACCGGACCACUGGGUUCCGCAGCAGCAGGUUUCGUCCUCGCUGGAGUCGUCCACAUCUAGCCAGGAGCACCUCAACUUCUCUGCGUCCUCCACGUCGUCUGGGAAGAACCAGAAGACGGGGCCAGGCCGCUGGAAGACGCCCAUCGCCCCGCACUCAGUCCAGCCCCCGUCCCGCUCAGACCUGCCGCCCCCCCCUCCCCCGCCGCCGGUCCCCUAUCCGGACGCCUACGACCCAUAUGACCCCCACGCCGAGAUGCCUCUGCCACCGCCGCCCGCCGCCGUCAACUCAGCGACGGCCCAGCAAGCCGCCGACCGCAAGAAGCGUGAAGAGCAACAACGUUGGUAUGAAAAGGAGAAAGCUCGUCUGGAGGAGGAGAGGGAGCGGAAGAGAAGGGAGCAGGAGAGGAAGCUGGGUCAAAUCCGGGCCAACCCCGUCAUGCCCGUCCAGCCUCACAACAACGGCGGCACCUUGCCUCCGCCUCAGCACCAGCAGCAGCCCCCCCCUCCUGCCUCCAUGGGCCCCCCUCAUGCUUACCUGCCCUCGCAGCCCCAGCCACCUCCCUCCAGACCUGAAAAGCUGGCCAGCCUGCCUCGCUCGGCCAUGCCUCCUGGCUCCAACCCUCCAGGUAUGGACACGGUGAUCCGGGACCUCCUGCCCCAGCAGCAGCCCCGCACCAUCGAACGGCGAGACCUGCAGUACAUCACCAUCAGCAAGGAGGAGCUGACCAGCGACAGCCUCUCGCCCGACCCCUGGAAGAGGGACGCCCGUGAGAAAGCAGAGAAGCAGCAACAGCUCCACAUCGUCGACCUUCUGGACAAGGAGAUCCAGGAGCUCCAGGCUAAGCCAGAGCGCACCGCUGAGGAGAGCGACCGGCUACGCAAGCUGAUGCUGGAGUGGCAGUUCCAAAAGCGUCUACAGGAGUCAAAGCAGAGCGACGAGGACGAGGAGGAGGAGGACGAUGAAGAUGUAGACACCAUGAUGAUCAUGCAGAGGCUGGAGGCCGAAAAGAGAGCGAGGCAGACUGCUGUCCCAGCUAUCUCUGUUCUAGACUUGUUGCAGGACGAAGAGCGGCGGCGCAAACAGCAGCUGGAGGAGAUACGCAAGCGUGAGACGGACGAACGGACCAAACAGGAGGAGGAACGGCGGUGGCGGGAGGAGGAGAGAGCCAAGCGGGAGGCGGCGGAGAAGAGGAGACAGGAGGAGGAGUACUACGCCCGUCUGGAGGCGGAGCGGCGCCGGCAGCACGAGGAAGCUGAGCGCAAGCUGCUGUCGCCGGACGAGCCGGCCGGUCUGUAUCGGCCCCCGCUGCCCAGGGACUACCAGCCCCCCUCUGCCCCCCCGCACAACCCUACUAACACCCCCCCGCCACCCCCGCAGAGAAACGCCUCCUACCUCAAAACACAGGUGGCCUCGCCCGACACGCUGUACACCGCCAAGUUUGUCGCCUACGCUGGCGAUGAGGACGACGAUGAGGAGGGCGGCGGCGGCCAAUCAGGUCAGCUCAAGCUGUCGGCCACACGCAAGUCGUACAGCGACCUCCCAGCCCCGGCCCACCGUGGACGGCCCCAGCCGCCGCCCACUGCACGCAAACCCCGGCCGCUCUCGGACGGCUAUUUCCUGUCUAGCUCCUUCCAGCCGCCCAGCGCCAACAACUCCAACAGUACAGGGCCGCCCCCUCUCCCCGCCAAGCCCGGCGUGGGCCCCCCAGGAGGUGGGAAAGGAUUUAACUCGUACACUGGAAACUCGGCAGGAGUUGUAGGAUCCGGAGAGUUCUACAAGGAACCGAGGGACAAAUGGACCAAGAGUCAGGAGCAGGAGAACAUCCCAAGUGGCGGCGGCGUGGGUGGCGCUCCCCCUGAAAGUUUGACGUUCAAGGAGCGCCAGCGUCUUUUCUCUCAGGGCAAGGAGGUGUCCAACAAGGUGAAGGCGUCACGCAAACUCAUGGAGCUGGAAAACGAGCUCAACACCAAACAGUGAAACAACACGUCACCUUGCACCUUUGCUCUUCUUCAUUUUUAAAUAUUUUUUUUUUUAUUUGAGUCAUUGGAGCUGUGGACGCUUGCAGUGAUUUUUUACCACUUGCCUCCCCACCACCACACUUGUAAGAAGCACUGUACAAACGUAAUUCUAUCAGCAUAUUCUAUUUUUUUUGGUUGUAAAAUGGUGCUGGAGGGAGGGGCCAGAUGGAUUAUAGAGGUUUAUGCUCAUUUAAAUUUUUUGUUGUUUUUUUUUUAAAUAGCUUACAGAGAUUUUAAGUGGUUAGCUUUUACGCUGUUCAGACAACAGAUGUUUUAUUUGACUCAUUGCUUUUUUUUUUAAAAUAAACCUGACACUGUUACGUCAUUCCGUAUCGCAGGCACAGACAGCACAAUUUUUGUUUUGUUGUCCUAUGUCCAAUUUUUUGGGGGGAGGGAGGGGGGGAUAUUUUAGGAAAAGCGUUGAUUUCCAAGUGCACAACUUUACUGUAAAUAAUUGUCACUCGGACUACUGUACAAGCCCAAAAACGUCAGUCACUAAUAUGACAAACAGUCUUGAGAUUUUUCCGACCUGAGCUAACUUUUUUUUUUUUUUUUUUUUGCUGUUGUGAGACAUUAAUGGACAAAUGAGACAUUCAUUUAAAAAAAAAAAUGGUUUGCUCUUCUGCACAACAUGUGCGCGCACACGGACAAAGGAAAAUCAUUUUCAGUGGUUUCACAGCCGAUGUUCACACUACACUUGCUCCUCCUGGUUUGGAUUUACAGAUGAACAGAAUCACUAAAAGGUUUUCAUGUUUAGCUUUUUUUUGUAAAUCAUUAUUAAUAAAUAAACAUUUUCCAAUAAGCCCA